CUAAGACUAUUGCAACCUCAUUCCAGGAAGUCGUUGUAAUUUUAUUCGGUCUUUUUAAGCUGACUUAAAACAAAGUAAACAUGAAGACGAGAUUUAGUACUGCAGACAUAAGUGUCAUGGUUAAGGAAUUGAAAAGGUUUCUUGGCAUGCGUGUCUCCAAUGUUUAUGAUAUUGACAACAAGACCUACCUCAUUCGCCUCCAAAGACCUGAUCAGAAGGCUGUCAUUUUAUUGGAGUCGGGAAUCCGUCUUCACAGCACAGAUUUUGAUUGGCCCAAAAAUCCAGCUCCAUCAGGAUUUUCAAUGAAGAUGAGAAAACACCUAAAGGGUCGUCGCCUCGAAACGAUUAGACAACUUGGAGUGGAUCGGAUUGUCGACCUUCAGUUUGGUUCAGCAGAAGCCGCAUACCAUGUGGUUUUGGAGCUGUAUGAUAGGGGAAACAUCGUACUGACAGAUUAUGAGUAUACCAUUCUGAAUAUAUUGCGUCCACGUACAGAUAACAGCCAAGAUGUUCGCUUUGCAGUCAGAGAAAUAUAUCCAUUGGAUGUAGCCAAACAGCAUGAAGUACCCACAGAAGAAAAACUCCGGCAGAUCAUUUUAUCAGGGAGGGAAGGUGAUCCGUUGAAAAAGAUGCUCAUACCAAACCUAGAUUAUGGUCCAGCUCUUCUUGAUCACUGUCUACGGGGAGUGGGAUUCACGGAAAAUGUUCGACUAGGAAAAGAUUUUAGCAUUCCAGAAGAUAUGUCAAAACUCUUGUUGGCAAUAGAAGAAGCUGAGAAACUGCUGGAAAAAUUACAGUCUGAAAAUACAAGGGGUUUCAUUAUUCAAAAAAAGGACAAACGACCUAUUACAAAAGGAGACGAGGAGCAGGAAAUUAUUACAUAUGAAGAAUUUCAUCCUCUUCUUUUGCGGCAGCAUGAAAACAAAUUAUAUGCAGAAUUUGAUUCAUUUGACUCUGCUGUGGAUGAAUUUUUUUCGAAAGUGGAAAGUCAGAGACUGGAUAUAAAGACAUUACAACAGGAAAAAGCUGCACUGAAGAAACUGGAAAAUGUGAGAAAAGAUCACGAAAAGAGAAUAAAUGAACUUCAGAAAGAACAGGAAUCGGACAUACUAAGAGGACAGUUGAUAGAGAUGAAUCUUCCAUUGGUUGACGAGGCUCUGUUGAGAGUUCGGAGUGCUCUGGCCAAUCAGAUUGACUGGACCGAGAUCUGGAAGCUGAUCAAAGAGGCACAGUUAAUACAUGACCCGGUUGCCUGUGCCAUCAAGUCGGUGCGGCUCGACACCAAUCACAUAACACUGCUGCUCAGUGACCCAUACGAAGAUGGCCACAAUGAAGAUGAUGAAGAUUACCUGCCCCUGAAACCAAUGAAAAUUGAUGUCGACCUCUCACUUAGUGCUUAUGCCAACUCUAGAAAAUAUUUUGACAAGAAAAAACAAGCAGCCAAAAAGGAACAGAAAACUGUGGAUGCUUCAACAAAAGCAUUUAAAUCAGCUGAGAAGAAAACAAAACAGACUUUGAAAGAUGUGGCAACUAUUGCUAGCAUAAACAAGACAAGAAAAACUUUCUGGUUUGAAAAGUUCCUCUGGUUCAUCAGUUCAGAAAACUUCUUGGUAAUAGGUGGACGAGAUCAGCAACAGAACGAACUGAUUGUCAAGCGUUAUCUCAGACCAGGUGAUCUCUAUGUGCAUGCUGAUCUCCAUGGUGCCAGCAGCUGUAUCAUCAAGAACCCCUCAGGAGAGCCUGUUCCACCCAAGACUCUAAAUGAAGCUGGAACGAUGGCCAUUUGUAACAGUGCAGCGUGGGAUGCCAAAGUUGUGACCAGUGCAUGGUAUGUGUAUCAUGAUCAAGUGUCAAAAACUGCACCAAGUGGUGAAUACCUAUCUACUGGAAGCUUUAUGGUCAGAGGCAAGAAAAAUUACCUCCCACCUUCUUAUUUAAUUUAUGGAUUUGCCUAUCUUUUCAAGCUGGAAGAAGGUAGCAUUCCUCGACACCAGGGAGAAAGAAAAGUGAGAACUAUUGAAGAGGAUGAAAGUUCUUUCACAAACUCCAUAUCUGUGGAAAGUGACAUCGCAGACAGCGCUGACGUUACUGAUGACAAAAACGAUGCCAAUAGUGACAGUGAGAGUGAAGAAGAGACAGAAGGAAAGUGUGACACUGAUGAUGAUGGUAAUAACAGUGAUACUGCUGAUUCAACUUCAGAGACUAACAGUAGUCCUGUUGUGUCCUGUCGGUCGCAAGAGAUUUCAAAGACUGGAGAGGAAUCAUGUGGCGUGGUCAGUACAGGCUUUACUAGUGAAUGUGCUCUUUCCAAAAGUAACAGUGUGGUUGACUCUGGCUCAGUGAAGGAAAAAACCAGCUCCAAGUCUAGUCCAGUGGGCACAGUAACUGUUAAAACAGAUGAUUCAGAAGCUGUCAGUCCCAAGAAAAACAGUGAUUCAGAAGCAGAUAGCGAUUCAGAGAAAAAUACAAUAGCUUUCCCAGACACAUCCAUAAACUUGCUACACGUAAAAGGAGAUAAGUUUGAGUUGCAGAGGACGAUUAGUACAUCCAGCACAGCAAGUGGCAUUUCUGAAGGUGAAAGCAGAGUUAUCUUCCUUGGAGAUAAUCAGCCAGUCACUAUUGGAGACAGGUGUGUGAACACAGGAGCGAAACUGUCUGCAAAGCAACGCAGAGAGCUCAGGAAAGCUAGGAAAGAACCGGCAUCUCGCUUACAGGCAGAUGAUGAAGAAGACAAGGUAUCUUGGUUAAAGCAGGAAUCAUCAACCACCACAAAAGAUGGAAAUAAGGAAAAACAAACAACGGAAUCCGCCAAAUCAGAAACUCCGACACAGCAGCCACCAAAACGAGGACAGAAGGGUAAACUGAAGAAAAUAAAAGACAAGUAUAAGGACCAGGAUGAAGAGGAACGACAACUCCGAAUGGAAAUAUUAGCAUCUGCUGGAGUAGAGAAAGAAGCUAAAAACAAAAAGGGCAAGAAGGGCAAAAACUUACAAAAGUUUGGACCAGGAAAUAACAAACAGCCAGGUAUGAAAGGAGAUGACAAGGACAAGCAAGUCUCUGAGAAAGCUGAAGGAAAUAAAAGUAAACAGACCGGUCCGGUGGAGUUGAGCAGUAUCAUUCAGCAGACGGUGGAGAUAUCUGUAGAAGAUGAAGAAAAAAUUAACGUGACAUCAAAUGAUACCAAGAAGACUGCUAAACCUGAAGCAGUUGACUCGGAUGAUGAGAAAACUGAGGGUAACGCACCUCAGACAGAUGACACUCAAAUGUUGGAUUCUUUGACUGGCUGUCCUUUUGUUGAUGAUGAACUACUUUAUGCCAUUCCCAUGUGUGCACCUUACAGCUGUUUAAUUAAUUUCAAGUAUAAAGUGAAGCUUCUCCCAGGAAACACUAAGAGGGGAAAAGCUGCCAAAACUGCCAUAAAUAUGUUUCUGCAUGAGAAAAGUGCCACAUCCAGGGAAAAGGAUUUGUUGAGAAUAAUGAAGGAUGUUGAUGUAUCGAGAAAUAUUCCAGGCAAAGUAAAACUGGCAGCUCCUAAUCUCCGCAAGGCUAAGAAAUGACAACUUCUAUUGUGAUACAUUCUUUAUUUUAUUGGUGCUACAAAUAUAUCUUUAUAUAUGCUAUUAUUAUGGUAGGAUGGAAAUACCAUAAUAAUUCUAACUAUAAUUGUUGAAUAUAAUUCUGGGACAAAAUUAUGAAUGCAAUGUUGAAAGAUUUGUAAAUAAUCAGGAUGUUAGUAUGGUGUCUUUGAUGUUCAUAAAUAUAUAUAAUUAUCUACAGUGAAACCUCCCAAAAUCGGACCCUCUGUAAAUUAGAAUUCCCUCAAAACCUGACAUUUUUCACGGCUGCUUUUAAAUAUCAGUACAGAAGGGAAUCUCUCUAAACCCGAUAACUCUUAAAACCGGACCUUUUACUUGGUCUUGGUGGUUUCACUGUAUAUGUACUAUGUGAUAUUUUAAUGGGUCAGUGGGUUUGUAUAUGUAUGUUUUAGUAGUAAAAUUAUUUUCUAUAUUGCACACUCAGAUUUGUAUUCAAGUAAUAAAGUACCUUUACAUUUUUGUGUGGGACAGACUUUUUGAUGCUCUUUAGAUUGUUUAUUUAUUUGUUGUUUUGUAUAGCAUAUAUACAUUCAUGUCAUAAUUUUAAUUAAAGUUCUCAGAAAACAGAUUGAUGACUGUUGUUGAGUAUUAUUCAUACAUUUUUGGUGAGACAUUAAAAGUGUAAAAUAAAAAAGUGUUAACAAGCUGUUGAAUAGAAGCAACAAAUAAAGAUAUUAAACAAUA
Gigantopelta aegis is the source of this 4280-nucleotide messenger RNA. RefSeq names its product nuclear export mediator factor Nemf-like. Bases 81 to 3557 code for a protein of 1158 amino acids. The record is from RefSeq and is a predicted model, not a curated record. Lineage: Eukaryota; Metazoa; Mollusca; Gastropoda; Neomphalida; Peltospiridae. Gene Ontology annotation, cellular component: RQC complex. The transcript has 34 exons. Gene Ontology annotation, molecular function: ribosomal large subunit binding; tRNA binding. Gene Ontology annotation, biological process: rescue of stalled cytosolic ribosome; ribosome-associated ubiquitin-dependent protein catabolic process.